AUCACAAAGCCUCGCUUUCGUGCCGCUCCGCCAUUUUAGACAUAUGUCGAAGGUCUUUACCAAGUCCGAGCUAUGGAGGCAUGAAUGCGGACAAUUCAUUUCGUGGCGUGUUCGAUAGAACUUGCCGAAGACUUCUCCAGAUGGUAAUGGCCACAGAUUUAUCUCCGAAAGGUGUACUUAGUCCGAAUGAAUUGAAAACAACAGUAAAUUCGUCGGACAUGAAGGGAGCGCCGAAGCAGAGCACGCGAAGCGAAAGACAAUUCAAGCGUCUUUUGAGAUCAAAAGCGUCAAAUUCUUCCCCGAAUUCUGUCACAAACAAUGAUGUUCAGGAAAGUAAUUGCAUAGAGCAUGAAACUGAUUCGUCUGUUAGGCAACCUGGAGCGUUAGCAGUUGGCGAGCCUAACCAUAAAAGUGAGCCAUGCCAAGUUACACAAUUGAGGCAGUUAUUGCUACUGCAUUUGGAACUCAUACAGCAACAACAAGAACAGCUGCAAAUGAAAGACAGAGAGCUGAACCAACUCAAGAUAGACAAAGAACAGUUGGAAGCUCGAAUGCAUCGUAUGGAGAGGCGUAUGGCAGUGAGAAAGAGAAGCAGAAAUCUUAGCAACAGUGACCAAGAAUGCACUGAAGAGAAAACUAAACCACUCGCACCAAAAAGUCGUCGAUUAUCUGUGGAACAAAUGAUCCGGAAGAAAAGAGUCCCCACAUCAUUUUCAGUGGUGAUGAGUUCAUGUAUGAGUAAUGACCUCAGCUAUGAUACUCAUAUGAGGACAGAACUCUUAUAUCUACAUAAUCUGCCUGAAGGAGAAAAGGCAAAACCAACCCUAAACACCACAGCACCAACUGCUGACAAAGAUGUAGUUGUACCUCAAUGGCAAGUGAAUGUGCUCCAACCUUCACAUCCUUCAGGCUCCAAAUCUGCCCGUUCUUCUGCAAGAAAUGUUCCUCUCACAAGUGAGGACCAGCCUGAGAAUAUCGAGGAUGAUGCGUUUAUCAAGCGCCACAUUAAACAAGAGUUGGAAGAAAAAAGAAGGAAAAGAUGGGAUGUGCAGCGAUUUAGAGAACUGCAACAACAUAAAAGCCUUGAAGAAAGGAACCGGAUGAGAGAGGAAGCUAGGCUAAAAGGCAGGAAAUCACUCAGCAAAGACUGCACUGACUCAGAGCAGCAGACUGUCUCACCAUCUGUAGAAGAAAUUUUAGCAGUGGAAGUUUCUGACACUGUUCCAGUCUCAGUGUUUGGCUGCCCUGUUCCCUUAUUCCAAUCAAGAGAGUUUGAUAUACCUUGGUUCAGUUUAGAGAGAAGAGAGCUUCAAGAAAGGGCACUUAGGGAGAAACCCAAAUCUACCCGUGGCAGAGGCAGAGUCAGAGGGUGUGGAGGUCGAGGGGGUCGAGGUCGGAGAGGUCGUGGAUGUUGGAUUAGGAAAAUGCUUUGACAGUUUAUUCUAGCAUUGUACAUGUACAGUAUAUAUAUAUAUGGACCUUAUGCCUGUAUAUAUAUAUAUAUAUAUAUAUAUAUAUAUAUAUAUAUAUAUAUAUAUAUAUAUAUAUAUAUAUAUAUAUAUAUAUAUAUAUAUAUAUAUAUAUAUAUAUAUAUAUAUAUAUGUGGACCUUAUGGCUGCCGGGUAUACAUAGUUGUAAUGAUAUUGAUUUGAUUAGGGGUUUACCUGUACAUUUUUUUACCAAUAAUAGUGUUUUAGCCGAUUUUCAAAUUCAGUUUACAUCCCAAGUAUUUUUAGUUCAAUUUGAUAUUGAAAUUUACUUUGAUUUCUUUAUUUCACACUUAAUAAUGGAAAAGACUUGUUUGUUUUUAUAGAACCCUAUUCAUUUUUUUAUUUAUUGCACACAUAGAUGCUGAAAGUUUUUGGUGCAGUUAUGUUAAGCCAACCCUAUCUCAUGCAUGUACAAUAAGGUUGCACAACCCUCUUUAUUCAAGUUUCGUUCCAUGUUGUCUUAAAUGAAAUGCAGAUCAUUCGAAUAAAAUUUGAAAGGAAAUGUA
Molecule: messenger RNA, 1996 nt
Organism: Nematostella vectensis (starlet sea anemone)
Lineage: Eukaryota; Metazoa; Cnidaria; Anthozoa; Actiniaria; Edwardsiidae
Product: male-specific lethal 1 homolog
Exons: 8
Coding region: 81-1433 (450 amino acids)
Cellular component (GO): MSL complex
Source: RefSeq, a predicted model, not a curated record